AUGAUGAUGUGGACGAUGAUGAUGAAGAUGAUGAUGAUGAUGAUGAUGACGAUGAUGAUGAUGCUCAACCCAACAAGAAUGAAAAUGCUCCUGAAUGCAAACAAUCUUAAAUAGUUUAUAUAGUACUUUUAUCUCCCAUUAUCAUUUUUCAUAUAUACUUCUUACUUUUACUGCUUUUUAUUUCAUACAUCCAUUUUUUAUUUUUUCAUCCUCCCUUCUUUUUUUUUUACAUUUCUUUACGUUGUACUUUUUCUUUUAUCUUAUCAUUUUUCAUUCCUCCUGCAAUGGCUAAUGCUAUCUUUCCCCCUUUAUACUUUUUUUCAAUAAAAAAAUAAAUCAAGAUCAUAUAUUGACAUUCUAACUUACCGGAAGGUAUCA
Halteromyces radiatus is the source of this 378-nucleotide messenger RNA. RefSeq lists its product as uncharacterized. The record is from RefSeq and is a predicted model, not a curated record. The transcript is spliced from 2 exons. NCBI's taxonomy places the organism in Eukaryota, Fungi, Mucoromycota, Mucoromycetes, Mucorales, Cunninghamellaceae. Bases 95 to 292 code for a protein of 65 amino acids.